This is a messenger RNA of Mizuhopecten yessoensis (Yesso scallop), 1712 nucleotides long. Its product is annotated as 39S ribosomal protein L21, mitochondrial-like. The transcript has 7 exons. Lineage: Eukaryota; Metazoa; Mollusca; Bivalvia; Pectinida; Pectinidae. The record is from RefSeq and is a predicted model, not a curated record. Gene Ontology annotation, cellular component: mitochondrial large ribosomal subunit; ribosome. Gene Ontology annotation, molecular function: structural constituent of ribosome. The coding region runs from base 16 to 633 and encodes 205 amino acids.
AGUAGUAAACGGAAAAUGGCGAACAAGGCAUGUGGAUUUCUCUAUCGUCAGUUUGUUCCAACUUUAUGCAAGGCAUUGAAGGGUUCCGUGAAUUGUUCAAAAACAGAUGCAGCUAGCUGUGCUGUGAGAGGGAAGUACCCAGUGGGUUCCUUCACGAUCAACAGACACAUCCACACUUCACAAACUGCUGACAGCCGCAGAUUCAGCGCAGUUGCCGAGCUAAAGACCCCUGAGAGCAGUAAAACUGCUACAGAGUUGGUGAUUGAGACGUUGGUGUCUACCGACCUGGGGAGACUGUUUGCUGUAGUACAAGUGGCAGGGAAACAGCGUAAGGUCACAACAGAGGAUGUCAUCAUCGUACAAUCAGACUUCCCUCCUAAUGUUGGAGACCGAAUCAGAUUAGAAAAGGUAUUAUUAGUUGGUGGGAAGGAUUUCACUUUGAUGGGGACGCCCAUGCUCAGUCGACAACAAGUGUGUGUGGAAGCAACAGUGAUAGAGAAAACGAUAUCACAGUAUCAGAUCAACUUCGGGUACAAGCGCAGGCAUCGGAGCUCGCACUUCCGAUUGAACAGGAACCAACAGACAGUGCUGCUAAUAAACAGUAUAGAUGUGAACAGAAACAUGGAUUUAUAGUACUCCGUCAGAGCUUUCAAAUGUGUACCUACCUGGAAUAGUACAUCACCCGUGAUUAUUCCACAUCAACAGUCUGGGACUACAGUGACGUGAUCAGCAUUUUAGUUAUUUGUGAUUUCAACAAGGACUAGUUGAGAAUGAGCUACCAAGUGUGUUAUAACAUAAUUGUGUAUUCCGAGAUUUAUAUUGGAAAAAUGAGCAUCAGUACAGUUGUUUUGUAAUUCAUUUGUUUGUGUUCAUUGAACGCUUGAAGAAAGUCUAGGAGGGUCAAGUGAUGGUACUUUGUGUAUCAUAAAAUUGUCAUUAGAUUCCUGUAAUACUUGAUGGUCAAACUGUAUGACAUCGAUACUUUAUUGUACAAUUGUAUGACAUUGAUACUUUAUCGUACAAUUGUGUGACAUUGAUACUUCAUCGUACAAUUGUGUGACAUUGAUACUUCAUCGUACAAUUGUAUGACAUUGAUACUUUAUUGUACAAUUGUAUGACAUCGAUACUUUAUUGUACAAUUGUAUGACAUCGAUACCUUAUCGUAACAAUUGUAUAACAUUGAUACUUUAUCGUACAAUUGUGUGACAUUGAUUCUUCAUCGUACAAUUGUAUGACAUUGAUACUUUAUUGUACAAUUGUAUGACAUUGAUACUUUAUGGUACAAUUGUCUGACAUUGAUACUUCAUCGUACAAUUGUAUGACAUUGAUACUUCAUCGUACAAUUGUCUGACAUUGAUACAUUAUCGUACAAUUGUAUGACAUCGAUACUUUUUUGUACAAUUGUAUGACAUUGAUACUUUAUUGUACAAUUGUCUGACAUUGAUACUUUAUUGUACAAUUGUCUGACAUUGAUACUUUAUCGUACAAUUGUCUGACAUUGAUACAUUAUCGUACAAUUGUAUGACAUCGAUACUUUUUUGUACAAUUGUAUGACAUUGAUACUUUAUGGUACAAUUGUAUGACAUUGAUACUUUAUUGUACAAUUGUAUAUUAUUGGUACCAUACUUGAAUGUAAGUAUGACAUUUAAUUUAUGAAGUUGUCACUUCAUGCUUGUGUAAAAAGAACCAUUAAACUUUGUAUGUUAAACUUU